Miscanthus lutarioriparius is the source of this 6711-nucleotide messenger RNA. Lineage: Eukaryota; Viridiplantae; Streptophyta; Magnoliopsida; Poales; Poaceae. The record is from the annotation of a GenBank genome assembly.
AUGCCUGGUAUGCCGACGGACGGUGGCGGUGCUAUCGUACCUUUUACAGGGGAGCCUGGCCAAGCGGCGCCCCCGCCGCCACCCGUGCGGCCAAUCCGCCACGGCGUGGCGCCACCCAUCUUCCGCAUCUACGUCUCCUGGUCCAGCGGCAACCUUCUGCAGGUCGCGUGCCUCCGCCCGCCGAAUUCGGAAGGUGGCGGCGGCACGGAGGAGGUCGUUGGGAGUGUGGUGGAGGUGAAUCUCGGCGACGGUGGCAGCGGUGGCUCGGAGGCCGAGGAGAAAAUUGACGAGGCGGAGAUGCGGCGGAUCGAGUACGGGUCGGUGCCGGCCUUCGCGCUGCUGCAGAGCAGGAAGAACACCCUUGCAGAUGCUGCUACUAUGUCACACGUGCCCUCAGUCCCCGAUCAUGCAGAAUGGUGGCAAUAUGUGCUUGAAUACAGCAAAACCAUUGGCAAUCUCCUUGGGAACCCAGACCCUCCUGUUUUCAUGAUUGAAGACCCCAAGACAAUUCUUAAGGUUAGGGAGAAACCGACAAGUUUAAGGGCUGCUUGGGAGUUGUUGGAGAUAUUCUAUGUUGAUAAACAUUUGCAAGGCUGGCUUCCUGAGCGUCUUGUUGAUUGGUUAGCCGAUUUUGACAGCCUGUUGUCAACGAUGGCGAGCACGGUGUACUCUAAGCUCAGCAAUUUCCAGAAAAAACUCAUUAACUUGCAGAUUGUUGAAGAUGAUCCUGAUUACUGGAAUGGUUUGUCAGCAGCACUUUCAGUUGGAUGGCUUGAUAUUGUGGUGAAUACGCUACGGUUUCAUGGAUCCUACCAAUUAGAUCAGAUGGAUAACCGUGAGACAGAAAAUGGAUUGGUCGAGGCUGUUGCUGUUCUUGUAUCAACGAUGCCCCGCUUGAGACCGAAUUUGCCAACUGGUAAAUUAGGCCAGUGCUGCAAAACAAGACCUGAUUUUAUCAAGGCAUGGGAAAAGUGGCGAGGUCAAGUAACUAAACUGGAGUGCAGUGCAUUUUGGAUCCAGUGCGGCCACCAAAAAACCCGUGAUGGUUUGAAGAAUUUGCUUCAUAUUAUGAUGGGGAACAUAAAUGAACUCACUGAUGCUACUUCCCAUUGGCUGGAGCUGUUUGCUUCUCAUUUUCUUUACAUAAAACCAUUUACAGUGGGUUUUGAAGGGAUGCACCUUUUAGCACAGAAAUGCAUACAGCUUAAGCCAUCCUCUGGCACUAAUGGAUUAACAGGCCUCAUUCUUGGUGUCCUUUCAGAAAAUACAGAGGUUGUCUUGGCAGAAUGCACAAAAAAUUUUGGCCCUUGGCUGGUCACACAUGCUAUGGAACUUCUGACAGCUGAUAAUGACUAUGCGGAUGUUAUGUUGCAUGAAGAGCGACCUAACUUAGGUGGUAUAAGCAUAGAGGAACUGCACCGGCUAGUCUAUGCUCAAGUUUUAUGUUCUCAUUCUUUAACUUGGCAGAUUGCGCCUACUUAUCUGUCCUCAUGUCUAAACCAAGGCCUAGGACUCUUGGAGAUUCUACUUCUCAAGCAACCCAUACAAGAUAAUUGCCUAGUACUCAAGACUUUGGAAAUUUGCCGAUUGUACGAACUGGAGAAUGUUAGUACAAUCAUCAUGAAGAUUGCUGGCAUUUAUCAUUGGAAGCAUGGACGAAAAGGAACUGGUGUAUACUGGUUCCAGCAAGCUCAUGAUAAAGUUUGUCUUGACAGAAUUGCUCAGCAGUUGUUCGAACACAUUGGGAAGUCAGUGACAGAUGAUAGUUUUAAGCAAUGGGAAGGGCUGCUUGAGCUCCUUGGUUCUGACAUUGGUAGUGCGGGCGGUCUUGAGUUCCUUCACAGGUACCGGGAUUUCAAGAGGUCUCUGCAACAAGCUCUAGACAGAAGGUGUGGUGAGGCUGCUCGGCAAACUGUGGAUUUUUUAAUACAGCUUAUGAAAAACCCAUCCACACCGCAACGUUUCUGGCUACCCCUUCUACAUGACUCGGUGGAGCUACUUAAUAGCAAACUCAGCCCUCUUAUGAAUGUUGCUGAGACGACAUUGUUGCUCAACAAGCUGCAAGAGCUGUCUAUGGCCAAGUGUUGCCCUGAUUUUUCCAGUAAUCACCUACCAAGCCAUGCGAUAAGCUCUGUGAUCAAGUACGAAAGCGUCAUCCACGAGUUCGAUCCCUACUUCAAUUACCACGUCACCCAGUUCUUGUCAAAGAAUGGCAUAUAUGAAUUCUGGAACUGGUUUGAUGACCGAACUUGGUAUCCUCUUGGGCGUGUUAUUGGCAGCACUGUCUAUCCUGGUUUGACACUUACUGCUGGUACAAUAUGGUGUUCUUUAGUAAUCUCACUAUUGUGUCUCCAGGAAACAAAGGGCCCUGGGGCUGGUUUGAUGGCAGCAACUAUUCUAGCAAUGGUCCCAUCAUACAUCUCAAGAUCUGUCGCUGGCAGCUACGAUAAUGAAGCUGUAGCUAUAUUUGCUUUAAUAUUCACGUUUUAUCUAUAUGUAAAGACACUAAACACUGGAUCACUCUUUUAUGCGACACUUAAUGCUCUCUCUAACUGGUAUAGACCAUGUAUCCAAGUUUUGACAGCAUGGGUUCAAGCUGCACUUCUUUUGCGGGAUGUGUUCAGUUUGACAGCAUGGUGCUCUUCGCCAAGCCGCAUCCCAUCUGGUAUGGACUUGGAGAUUAUUGAGCCGCCGGUGGCUGGUGCUACUGAUCAGGAAGGGAAACGUAGUCUGGUCUACCCUGUGGAGAUAUCUUGCUCAAUUUUGGAUAUUCAUGCUCCUGCUGAUGCCCCCCCACCCCCGCCUCCGGCUGAUCACCACGGUGGUCGCCGUUGUAGGCGCUGGCGGCGGCGGCGUGGCUCACCGGAGGAAGAAACUGAUCAGGCACAUGGAGUUCCUUCGGAGGCACGCCCCCCAGUGCAUGCCAGGCUGGGGGCUGUUCGGUCCCUGUGCAAUCCGCAGGGUUCCGAGGUUGCACCUACCAUCAUUGUUGGUACGCAGCCCGAAGGGUCCAUCAGAGAUGAAGAUGCUGCUCUUGUGCUGCUGGCUGUUAAUGUUUUGCAUCCUGACGGGGCCACAAAUGAGGAAGAUACAGCUACUGUGGCGUCUCCCGCGCCCAGUCCCGAGGAAGAUACAGUUAUUGAGCUUCAAGGCGUGCUGGCUGAUGGAGUUGAUUCUGUGGCGUCUCCCGCGCCCAGUCCCAAGGAAGAUAGAGUUAUUGAGCUUCAAGGCGCUGAUGAAGUUGAUUCGUCUCCCAACGGAUCCAGCAGUACUGAGGAAAAUCUCGUGCUGUUAGAUGGGCCCGUCAUUUUUAAUGAGCUGCAGUCACAUGGGGAAACCACAAAGGAAGCUCCUGCUCCCGAGGCGCCUGUGUGCGCUGCCCCAUCGGUAGUCUUAAUGGACUUUAAUCCUGUACAAGAAAUAGCAGAGGAUCUCUCCUUCAAUUCCUUGGAUACUGGUGAAGUGCACAGCGCACAACACGAAGAGCCCAGCAGCAAGUUUCCCUCUGAAGAUUUGGCAGCGCCUUUAUUGGCGGAAGCACCCCAGCUUGCGCCUGAACUGCUGGACUUCGGUGCCUCCCUGCCAGUGGCGCCUGAUGCUGGGCCCCCUGAAAACGCCCGGGCCGGGCCUGUUAGUGGGCUGCUUGAUGGACCUGUGGAAACGGCCCAUCUGCCUAUGGACGGCCCUGUUAUGGGGAAUUUCUUUACAGGCCAGCUUCUCCAUCCAUCCCCAGCUGACAGUCAAGACACGCCUGUUCGGCCUCAAGUCCUGAUGGUGGCACCGCACACGUCCUCUGCUGACGGCUCCAGGGCCGGGGCGCUGCGAGUGUACUCUCGCUUGCGCUUCCGUACUAGGCCCCCCUCUACCUCCGCACACUUCGGGGAAGUGGACGCAGCUGCUCCUUCAACUCCGGUGCUCCCCCAACUUGAAAGAGCUUGCAAGCCAACAGAUAGCCUCCUACCGCUGCCUGUUAUUCACAUGAGGCGCGUCAAAGCUGUGGCUCCGGGUUCUUUACCUCGACGAAGCAGAAGGGUGGCUGGAGUUGACCCGUGUUCUCCAGGACUAGUCACCACCGAAGCACAAAGGAGGGUUAUGAGGAGUCUAGGUUUUGCGUGCAAAGAAAAAAUUGAUCUCAAGACUCAAGAUGCCUACUUCAAGAUUAUGGGGAGCCAACUCAAUGAGAGCCAUGUGGCUGCCAUGGCGGCUAUCUUCGGCUGGAACAUCGAAGAGGACGCUCAGAGAAUUUUCCUCUCAGUUUUUGGCACUGCUUAUGACAAGUAUGUGGAACUGCCAGCUGAUGGUACGAGGGGAGGGAUCUUGAUUGCCUGGAAAAGCAAUAUUUGUCAGAUCCUAGCUUCCAGAGUGGAUAAUUAUUCUAUCUCAGUUCAAUUUGAGGAACAAGAAGGUCGCAAUUGGUGGUUUACAGGAGUCUAUGGUCCUCAAGAUGAUGUUGAUAAGAUAGCAUUCUUGCAAGAGCUUCGUGAUGUGCGAGCUUUAUGUUCGGGCCCAUGGCUGAUAGCGGGGGACUUCAACUUAAUAUACCAAGCUUCUGAUAAAAACAAUACCAAUUUGGAUCGAGCAAUGAUGGGUCGGUUCAGGCGCUUCCUUGAUGAUGUUGAGGCUAAAGAAAUUCCUCUGUUAGGAAGGAAAUACACAUGGUCUAAUGAAAGAUCUUCUCCCACCCUCGUGAGGCUUGAUAGAGCUUUCUGCUGUGUUGUUUGGGAGGAUAUCUUCCCUGAUGCCGUCCUACAGAGCAGCGCCUCGGUUGUGUCUGAUCAUUGCCCACUGGUUUUGGGUUUGAAGGUUAGUACUAGAGGCAAACGCAGAUUCCAUUUUGAGAGUUUUUGGACUAAAAUGUCCGGAUUUAUAGAAGCAAUUCAGCAGAAUUGGAAUGCUCCAGUAUCUUCAUCCUGCGCAGUUGAACGGCUCUUCCUCAAACUUCAGAGACUUAGCCGAGACCUUCAGAAAUGGGGCCAACGGAAAAUUGGUAAUGUCAAGCUUCAGCUAGGGACAGCCAAGGAAAUUCUGCACCAUCUUGAGAUUGCUAGGGAUUCCAGGGAUCUUUCUCCAAGUGAGGAAUGGCUGAGGAAGAAACUUAAGCUUCACUGUUUGGGAUUGGCUUCUCUUGAACGUACUAUUGCACGCCUCCGUUCUAGAGUUCUGUACUUGAAGGAAGGUGAUGCUAACACGUCCUUUUUCCACCAGCAAGCCCGUUACAGGAAGAAGAAAAACUUCAUUGCAAAGUUGCAAGUGUUUAUAAUCCUCCAUGUGGUUGCUCUGGUUUAUUACAUCAAAGGACUUUUAACUCCUCGACUGUUCAAAGUGGCCAUGACAUUUGUUAUUACAGUUGGAUUGUCUGUUUGUUUUGCUGCUGCAGCUAUACUCGUUGUAUUGAUUGCAUCAAGCCCAACAAAAGGUUGGAGUGGUCGCAGUUUGAGUCUGCUGGAUCCAACCUAUGCAAGCAAGUACAUCCCUAUAAUUGCUAGUGUGAGCGAACACCAACCACCAACCUGGCCUUCUUAUUUUAUGGAUAUCAAUGUGCUGGCCUUCUUAGUUCCUGCUGGGAUCAUAUCAUGCUUCAUACCGUUAUCUGAUGCAAGCUCAUUUUUGGUCCUGUACUUGGUAACCUCAGUGUAUUUCUCUGGAGUAAUGGUCCGACUUAUGCUGGUCCUUGCUCCUGCUGCAUGUAUUUUGUCUGGGAUUGCUCUGUCUGAAGCUUUUGGUGUCCUUACAAGAUCAAUGAAAUUUCAGCGUCCAACACUGGAUGAUGUAUCUUCCACAGGGAUGGGAGUUCUGAUACUCCUACCAACUCAGAAAUGGUUUCGAGGGAAAAACCAUCCAAGAAAAAUCGGAAGAAAGACAGACUCAGAGGGAAGUUCACCUGUUGAUCAUAGAACUGAAGAAAAGCUUUUAGUACUGCCUUGUGGGCCAUCUGCUGUGGGCAUAAUGCUGCUGAUCAUACUUUCUGGUUUUUACGUGGUCCAUUGUGUGUGGGCUGCUGCAGAAGCAUAUUCAGCACCUUCAAUUGUGCUAACAUCUCGUUCACAUGAUGGGUUUCAUGUUUUUGAUGAUUUCCGUGAAGCUUAUGGAUGGCUGCGCCAUAACACAGAUGUAGAUGAUAAGGUAUACCUUGCUUCUUACUAUUACACUAUCUGUGUUUAUUCUGACAGCUAUAUGAUAUUUAUUUUGGCAGGUGCAUCUUGGUGGGACUAUGGUUAUCAGACAACUGCAAUGGCAAACAGAACUGUUAUUGUGGACAAUAAUACAUGGAAUAACACACACAUAGCAACAGUUGGGACUGCAAUGGCAUCCCCAGAAAAAGCAGCAUGGGAGAUCUUCAAUUCCUUAGAUGUCAAAUAUGUGCUCGUUAUCUUUGGAGGGCUUAUUGGCUACCCAAGUGAUGAUAUUAAUAAGUUCCUCUGGAUGGUUCGAAUCGGAGGUGGUGUGUUCCCUCAAAUAAAGGAAGCAGAUUACCUUAAGGAUGGCAACUACCGUGUUGAUGCUCAUGGCACCAACCAUGUUGAAUUCCCUCAUGUACAAGCUUUGCUAUUACAGGUUUUCACAACUCACCAUUGGAUGGUUCGGAUUUACAAACUGAAACCUCAGAAGAACAGAGUCAGAGGGAAACUGAAAUUUAAAUCUAGUUCAAAAACAAGUUCUAUGCGGAAAACUGGUGGAAAGAAGAGCCCAUGGCAGUGCUGGAGUCACUAG